This is a messenger RNA of Malania oleifera, 507 nucleotides long. Its product is annotated as agamous-like MADS-box protein AGL80. The coding region runs from base 1 to 507 and encodes 168 amino acids. The transcript has a single exon. NCBI's taxonomy places the organism in Eukaryota, Viridiplantae, Streptophyta, Magnoliopsida, Santalales, Ximeniaceae. Gene Ontology annotation, biological process: positive regulation of transcription by RNA polymerase II. The record is from RefSeq and is a predicted model, not a curated record. Gene Ontology annotation, molecular function: DNA-binding transcription factor activity, RNA polymerase II-specific; RNA polymerase II cis-regulatory region sequence-specific DNA binding; protein dimerization activity.
AUGGGAAGAAAGAAGGUUCAGCUUGAAUUGAUGGCUGACGAAUUUGCUCGAAGGAUGACCUUCAACAAAAGAAAGGCUAAUUUGUUGAAGAAGGUGAGUGAACUUUCAACCUUAUGUGGGGUUGAUGCAUGUUUAAUUAUUUAUGAUAGCGAUAAUAGUCAACCAGUGGUUUGGCCUUCCUUACCAGGGGCACGACAAGUGCUGCAAAAGUUCAAUAGCUUUCCCAAAAAGAAACAGAGGAAGAAUAUGAUGGAUCAAGAAUGUUAUGCAAAGAGAUUUCUUUUCAAACUGAGCAAGAGAUUGGAGAAAGAACGAAGGAAGAAUGAUAAACUUUUAAGGACAGAGCAACUUUUGGAUAGUUGCUUGGUGGCUGAAUACUAUUUUCGUGAAGUAAGUAACUUGAAGGAUACGCAAGAACUAGGUUGUGUGCUGAAUAAGAAUAUUGAGCUAAUUAGUGAAAGGAUCAAGUUGCUGCAUCGAGGGGAAAUUCUUCCCAAUUCUCAGUGA